Cryptosporidium muris RN66 is the source of this 930-nucleotide messenger RNA. RefSeq lists its product as uncharacterized. The transcript is spliced from 2 exons. The coding region runs from base 1 to 930 and encodes 309 amino acids. Lineage: Eukaryota; Apicomplexa; Conoidasida; Eucoccidiorida; Cryptosporidiidae. The record is from RefSeq and is a predicted model, not a curated record.
AUGGUUAAUAAUUUAACAUAUUUUAUAUUUUUUUAUUACAUAUUAUUAGAAAGUGUACUCAGUACAAUUAGUAUUAAUAGUGAAGAUGAUAUAGGAAUAGAUCUUAAUAAGAAAUCAAAUGAAGUAGAAGAAAUACUUUAUAAUAUAGAUUCAGAACCAUCUAUAAAUGAAUAUGUAGAUGAAGAUUCAUUUUUAAAGUUUAAAACAGAUAGUAUACGACACUUUAAUAUUGAAGAUAUACCUAUAGGUAAAGAUCAAAGAGAUAGCAAAUUUCAGCGUAUAAUACAGAGUGGAAUAAAAUUUGCAGAAUAUUCGAGAAUUUUAUCAAAAAAAGAACAUCAGAAUACUGUAAUAUUAAUUGGAGAUAAGAAAAAAAGAAUAGAAUUCUCAAAUAAUGAAAGAGAUAUUGCAUCUUCAGCUAUUUUAGCUUCAAUUAUAAUGUUAAGAUCUUUACUAUAUAAGGAAUUAUCAAGUAAUAUACGUUGGAUAUAUGCUAUAUAUUUUCCAUUAUUAUUAAAAGCAUAUGAAGAUGCAUCAAAUCGUACAAGUAUAGGAAGUGGGAUACUUAGUCGUGGAUUUUCUAAAAGAUAUCUUAAAAGUUUAGGAAGAUUGAAUAGAGCAUUAACAUUUUUAACUAAAAAUGUUAAUAAAAUUGUCCCAAGUGGUGAGUACUCUUAUAAAACAAAACCACUUGAAUUUUGGGAUAUAAUUGAAUCAUUAAUUGUGACUCCAGCUCAUGGUUUACUUAAUACAGAUGUUAUUUCCGAUGAUUCAUUCAAUCCAAGUCGACAAUAUUUAGAUGAGAUAAUAUCAUUAUUUAGAUCAAAAAAGUAUAAAAUAGCUAUGGCCCAGAAUAAUGCAAAAACAGCAUUUUACUACUUUUUGAAUAAAGAUAUGAUAUUACAUCAAAUAGGAGAUUAUAGAAACUAA